AUGGGACGGACUUCGAAAUUUUUAUUUCCCAUUCCUGGGCGCAAGCGCAGUUCGAGCAAGGAACAAGCCUAUCAAGCACCUCCACCGAUACCGAAAACUUCUUCGGGGAAUUUAUCCAAGGCGGAGCAGAUUCUGGGGACUGGUACUGCCGAACCCGGAGAUUGGAGGAGACCCGGAUCUACGUCUAGCCGAAUGAGCAUUUCUAUUUCGGAAUCUACACAUUCGACGAGAUCAAUACAUGAUAAUGGUGGAAAUCAUGAUCAAUGGGAUGGAGAAUCGGGCGUUUUCCCUAAACAGACGGGUUUGAGAGGAAAGGCUUCGUCAAAUGCAUUGGGUCAACGAUUUGGAGAAGAUAUGGCUACGGAAACUUCCAGUACGACGUGUCGGCUGAGGAAUGAGGAUUCUACUUCUACUUUAAAGUCACAUUAUGAUCGACAGAAGUUACCCCCGGCAAUUUCACAACAAACCUCUGCAUCUUCUGCACGAGAUUUAGCUCUUCGAAAAGGCGUUUCGCCAGUUGUGAACAGGAGUCCACUCUUACAAGUCGAUUCUAUGGAUCCAUGGGAUCAAGCUGGUCAAAGUCUCUCGAGUAUGAACGAUAAUCAGUUAGGAUCAUUGGAGCGUAAGAAGUCUAUGAGGUUGGGUUUGUCGUCGUUGUUUCAUAGGUCAGAAAGAAGGCCCUCGGCUGUAUCACAGAAUUCAAUUGAAUCUUCGAAACAAAGUGGUUCACUUCGAAAUAGGCUUGUGAAAGCAGCUUCGAAGGACCCAUUACCAUCGCAAAGGCCAAGCAUUCUGACAACAAAGUCGAAGGACCAAAGAGAUCCGAAGCAAGGUCAGACUACUGACGGUAGCUCACAAAACUCUUAUGAUCACUAUGAGCAAUCAGCUGCGAAUGCUCAUAUAAAGUCAAUACCAGAAUCAAAUGUCCCGGAACCUCUUAACCUUUUUACCAGAACGUCAGAAAAUAGUAAAGGCCGGCAACCCGGAUCACCCAAUUCGGAGAAACGAGAAGGUCAUCGAAGACUAGAAGAUUUGCAUUCUAGCUCUGGAGAGAAAGAAGCAUUUUCGUGGAAGAACGUUCGUUCGAAUGCCAAUGGCAAUUUUCGCAACAGUAUGAUCUCCCAGAGUACAGGUCAUUCUAGUCUGGGUAUAUCCAGUACAGCGAGCGUAUCCAGUCACAACACCAAGACAUCAAGACAAACCGCCGGGAGUGUCUUCUCGAGUGCAGAUCUACAGCAAAGUAGUGUACUGUCAUUAUCAUCUGAUUCGGAAGAAGAUUUAUCAGAUACUGAACCAUCGAAAUCUCGUGAUAAUAUAUCUAUUGGCAAAGCUCCUUCGCAUGCUGAGAGCGAAAUCAUCCCCCCUGCACUUCAAAUCCGCUUGAGUACCACCAAAAACCCGGCAAGGAGACCGUCGGCAUUGAAAAAUUCAACGACGAGGAAGGGAGGUGCACAAUUAAGUGCUUUUCUAACAAUUCCGGAGUCAAAUGGGGGAUUAUCCAAAUUCCCAAUGCCACCAACGAUCACGAGACAAGAUUCUGUAAAGUCACAAGAAUCUCGACCAACCUCAUCCCAAAGGAAAGGUUCCGUCUCGUCCAAGGGAUCCGUACAGCAGCAGCAACCAACACCACCAAUCUCUCCCAAAGAAACCGAUGUCGAAACCGCUCCGCCCCGCACAAUCAGUGGUCGCCUGAUGAAAGUCACCAAGCAAGAAGAAGCGCUUCUCGAAGCUCUCCGCCAAAAACGAGCACGCAUGCGCGAGAGAAUCAUUGAAGAACACGAGGCGGAGGGCAGUGGUGGAAAAUCUCCCCCGAGUUUGGGCGCGGAGAAAGCUAAGGAUACGAUUAAACCGGGUACGGAACGUGUGCCGUUGUAUCUGGAUGCGCCGAUUAUGAAGGGAAGGGGUUUGGGAUAUGGGAAGGGAAAUGAACAUGGGCAACCAAGUCCGAAACUGAGCGAUUUUUUGAGUUUGGGGAGUGAGGAUGAUGAGGGGAUCCCGAAAAAUAGUAGGGUGGUGGAGAGAAGUAAGGCUAGGGGGGUGGGGAAUGGAAGUCAGGCGCCGAAGAGAGAGGGGACUCCACCGCUCAAUGAUCCAAGGUUUAGUCCUUUGGGUGACGGGCCGCAGGCACAGAAGAUGCGAGGGCAUAAAAAGAGGACUCCGAGUGUAGGGAAGGUAAGGUUUGUGGAAGAUGAAGAGGAGGGAGUUUGGGGAUUGUAG
Sclerotinia borealis F-4128 is the source of this 2217-nucleotide messenger RNA. Lineage: Eukaryota; Fungi; Ascomycota; Leotiomycetes; Helotiales; Sclerotiniaceae. The record is from the annotation of a GenBank genome assembly.